Messenger RNA from Pelobates cultripes (western spadefoot toad), 345 nucleotides. The record is from the annotation of a GenBank genome assembly. Lineage: Eukaryota; Metazoa; Chordata; Amphibia; Anura; Pelobatidae.
AUGCAGCUCUCCUUCUAUGCUGAUUUAUCAGAGGCGAACCUGGCCUGGCGCCUUUUGCUGAAACCCUUCACGGUUCUCCUCUGCCUGCACAACAUACAAUACCACUGGAGGCGGCCUCGGGCACUCUUAAUCCAUCACGGCGACAUAUCGUACAAGAUCACAGAUAUGCAGGGCGCCACGAAUCUCCUACCAACCCUGGGGCUGCAGCAGAACUCUGUCUGCGUCGGGACCAAACCAACCAGCGGAACAGCCAUCAACAGGGGCCCCUACCAAGGUGACAUCAUUCGUCCCCUGACGGGCUGGAGUAGGAGCCCUCAUAACGGACCUGAAGAACCCAGGGACUAA